Maudiozyma saulgeensis is the source of this 1308-nucleotide messenger RNA. NCBI's taxonomy places the organism in Eukaryota, Fungi, Ascomycota, Saccharomycetes, Saccharomycetales, Saccharomycetaceae. The record is from the annotation of a GenBank genome assembly.
AUGCUUUCAAGAGUUUCACAGAAAUCUAUGUCUAAUGCUCUUAGACAAUCCGUUCACUUAAGAAGUGCAACCAUUACUCCAACCAAGAGAUCAUUUACUUCUUUAAUCGGACAAACUUCAUAUAUUAAUGCACAAACAUCAUCAUUAAAUAAUUCUAUUUAUCGUCGUUGGGCAUCUACUUCUGUACCUGUACCACCAAUGGCAGAAUCCUUAACUGAGGGGUCCUUAAAAGAUUAUACAAAAGCUGUAGGGGAAUUUAUUAAAGAAGAUGAAUUGCUAGCUACUAUCGAGACUGAUAAAAUUGAUAUUGAGGUAAAUUCUCCUGUAUCUGGUACUAUCACUAAAUUAAAUUUCCAACCUGAGGAUACUGUUACUGUUGGUGAUGAAUUAGCACAAAUUGAAGAAGGUGCUGCACCAGAAGGUGGUGCCGCUCCUGCUACUAGCACCCCAACUGAAGCCGCCAAAGAGAAGGCCCCAACUGAAACUGCUAAGGUAACAUCAUCAAGUCCAGCAGCUCCAAAGAAAGAGGCUCCUGCUGCAGCUCCAGCUUCAACUCCUAAGAAGGAAACUCCGGCUACUUCAUCUGCAACUGACUCAUUCACACCAUUCGCUCGUAACGAAUCUCGUGUUAAAAUGAACCGUAUGAGAUUAAGAAUUGCUGAGAGAUUAAAGGAAUCUCAAAACACAGCUGCAUCUUUAACAACUUUCAAUGAAGUUGACAUGUCUGCUCUUCUAGAGAUGAGGAAAUUAUACAAGGAUGAGAUUAUUAAGAAAACAGGUACUAAAUUUGGUUUCAUGGGUUUAUUCUCAAAAGCCUGUACUUUAGCUGCAAAAGAUAUCCCUGCUAUUAAUGGUGCCAUCGAAGGUGACCAAAUUGUCUACCGUGAUUUCACCGAUAUUUCCGUUGCUGUCGCAACACCAAAGGGUCUUGUUACCCCAGUGGUUCGUAAUGCUGAAUCCCUAUCGGUAUUAGGCAUUGAAGAUGAAAUUGUUAGAUUGAGUCACAAGGCUAGAGAUGGUAAAUUAACUUUAGAAGAUAUGACAGGUGGUACAUUCACAAUCUCAAACGGUGGUGUUUUUGGUUCCUUAUAUGGUACCCCAAUUAUUAACACUCCACAAACUGCUGUGCUAGGUCUACAUGGUGUUAAAGAGAGACCAGUCACUAUCAAUGGCCAAAUUGUCUCCAGACCAAUGAUGUAUAUGGCUUUAACUUACGAUCAUAGAUUAGUCGAUGGUAGAGAAGCUGUUACUUUCUUGAAAACCGUCAAGGAAUUGAUCGAAGAUCCAAGAAAGAUGCUGUUGUUUUAA